Molecule: messenger RNA, 683 nt
Organism: Trichoderma harzianum CBS 226.95
Lineage: Eukaryota; Fungi; Ascomycota; Sordariomycetes; Hypocreales; Hypocreaceae
Exons: 1
Coding region: 211-573 (120 amino acids)
Source: RefSeq, a predicted model, not a curated record
GCGCAGAAGCUUGAAGAAGAAUUGGAUAGCAAAAUUUUGGUAUGGAGGCGCUUUUGAACGCUCAGCUUUCGGCUAGAUAAGGCGUUGUACAUACGUCCUUAUUCACUCAGAAGACGUCGACAAAAAGCCGAAGCAAUUCGAAUCUGAAUGCAAUGGCAUAUCGUAGGUUUACGCCUCAACGGCACAUAGAAACACUCUGCCGUUUGUAGUAUGUUUCCGCUGCUCGUACUGCCGAAAAAAACUCAACAUGUACGGCAUAGGUCACAAAAACAGAACCCGAGAUUCUACAUCUCCCUCGACAUGACAGCCCAAGAAGAUAUUUUCAUUUCUACGCGCAGCCCAACCCUAGGCCCUUUAAACCCACACCACCUGUCAAGCAAAAAAAAGACUAUAAAUGAGCAAAGAUAUGUCGAGAGACACCCACAGUCACAGCCCUCUAGAGGCGUCGACUCGCGGCUGAUAGGAAAAGUGUAUCACAUUCAAUUUUGGAGGCCGGGAACGGAAGGAAACCCACAGAGAAUCAGGUUAACCCUCAGCAAGCCGCUAUGCGGAGCCGCCGUUGUGAAUUAUUAAAACAUUUGACGAUGUAAGAAUAACCCAACUGAUGAUGGGAAAAGGAAAAAAAGAAAAUUCGCAAAGUCUGGCAGCGAAGUUCGAGUUUUAUUCUUGCUCGGGAGUGGAAC